Penicillium vulpinum is the source of this 705-nucleotide messenger RNA. RefSeq lists its product as uncharacterized. The transcript has a single exon. Bases 1 to 705 code for a protein of 234 amino acids. Lineage: Eukaryota; Fungi; Ascomycota; Eurotiomycetes; Eurotiales; Aspergillaceae. The record is from RefSeq and is a predicted model, not a curated record.
AUGACAUCCAACAUCCCUGAAAUCCUCCUGCUCUGCAUGGACAUCCAUUUCAUGACAGCCUUCGAUGAUGCUCUCAAAACAACAUGGCCAGACCAUGACAGUGAAAAACUGAAGAUCACCCCGAUAAACGAGCGUCUCAACUCCCUCCCAGAAGGAACAACCUUCGACCUAAUCGUCUCACCAGCAAACUCCUACGCUCGCCUCGACGGAGCCUUCGACCACGCCAUUUCAAUGACCUUCAGUCCACGAAAAGACUACCACGCUCUGACACGCGCAGCGCAGGCAGUCCUCUACGAGAAGUGGCGCGGAUUUGCGCCGCCUGGCUCGUGCACGCUUGUCGAGUUCCCAGAUGACCUAAAGCAGAAUAAAUAUGGCUGCAGAUGGGUGGCUAUCUGUCCGACAAUGCGUGAGCCUUCAGACGUUCGAUGGGACAAGGAGGUUGUCUAUGAGUGUGUUUGGAGCACGUUGUGCCAGGUUGAGGGACAUAAUCGUGCUGCGAAGGGGGAAGGGAGGAUUGAUAGGAUUCUUAUGACGCCGUUGGCUGUUGGUGUUGGGAAAGUUAGUAAAAAGCGAUGGGCAGUGCAGACGGUACUCGCGCUAAGGCAGUUUGUCGAUGCUGUCGAGAGGCCUGAGAGGUGGGGGAAUUUGGAGUGGAAGGAGAUUGGUCAGGAUUGUCUUGAGAUUGAGAAGACUUGGGCGUUAUGA